AUGAGGUUCAUAACAUUAACAUCCCGCGGCAAGAGCAUAUCGUCGGCCUUCGUAUUUUCUCCUUUCAAUUCUGCACGUACUUUUUCCUCCAUUCUCUGCAAAAAAACCAAUCCCAGUACCCAGUUUUCCUUCUCUGUUAUUUUCCGCUCGAAAUCAAUUUCCUCCAGCUGCUUCCAAAGGGUGUCUCUUUUGAGGCGGAAUACUGGGAUUUCUGUGCCCAAAUGUAUUUAUUCUUCUGCCAACACCGUGGACUGGACCGACACCGUUUCGUGCUCGCAAAUUGGGGGAGGUGUAAAUUUGAUUGAGGAAUUAGACGUUUUGGAAGAGGAGGAUGAAUGUAAUGAAACUUCCAAGGCUCCCAUACCUGUUAGGGCAUUUUUUUUCUCCACUAGUGUGGAUUUGAGGACCUUAGUGGAGAGGAAUAAGCAGAAUUUUAUUCCCCCUUCAUCUCGAAUGACAAAUUAUGUGGGAUUUGUUGCUGGAUGCUAUCUGUCUGUCUAUUUGGAGAUAAACAGCAAUGUGGGGCUUCCUCAGCAGCUCUGCAAUAUUGUUGCUGGUUGGGCACAAUCAGACAUAGCAUGGAAGGAUGCCAAAUAUGCUCAAAUUUGGGAGUAUCUUAGAGAUGAAUUUGAAUUGACUCAGAGGUUUGCUAGUCUUGAUUUUAAGUUGAAGUUUGUUGAGCACAAUAUUCGUUUUCUUCAAGAAAUUCUUCAGAAUAGGAAGUCAGAUUUUCUGGAAUGGCUCAUUAUCGUACUAAUAGGUGUUGAAAUCAUCAUCUCUGUCUAUAAUAUUGCCCACUAG
This is a messenger RNA of Fraxinus pennsylvanica, 801 nucleotides long. NCBI's taxonomy places the organism in Eukaryota, Viridiplantae, Streptophyta, Magnoliopsida, Lamiales, Oleaceae. The record is from the annotation of a GenBank genome assembly.